Ipomoea nil (Japanese morning glory) is the source of this 2140-nucleotide messenger RNA. RefSeq names its product NAD(H) kinase 1. Lineage: Eukaryota; Viridiplantae; Streptophyta; Magnoliopsida; Solanales; Convolvulaceae. The transcript has 11 exons. Bases 226 to 1836 code for a protein of 536 amino acids. The record is from RefSeq and is a predicted model, not a curated record. Gene Ontology annotation, biological process: NADP+ biosynthetic process; NAD+ metabolic process. Gene Ontology annotation, molecular function: NAD+ kinase activity.
GUAUACUCUCUUUCUCUCACUAGAUUCCGGACAACCGAUUCAAAUCCUGUCUCUGUCUUCUCUCUCUCUCCUCCCCAUUUCCAACUGAUAAAAAUGGGAAGACACCUCCAUUCUUCUUUCAAGUUUUCCGUCGCUUAAGAAGCAGCUCUGGAGGCACACAGAGAAUCGGAAGAAACUGAGCGCCAAAAGAUUCAGUCUUCUGAUCUUUCGCUCAUCUUUCGAACUAUGCAACAGAGCUCUAUGUCUCCAAGCAACUUCACCUCCAAUGUAUCCUCCCAUGGAAAUGCAAUCCUUUUCCAGACAGAGAAUGGGCAUAGUGAGUCAUUUUCUCUCUUGAACUCGGAGAGGGCUGUACAGGAACUUAUAGAGCAACCUCUUGUUGAUGGAAUUGAUGAUCAUCUUAUUGAGUUCUCUGAGGCUUUAAGAACUGUUGCUAAAACAUUAAGGCGAGCCGCAGAUGGAAAGGCUUCUGCUCAAGCUGAGGCCACUGAGUGGAAACGCAGAUAUGAACUAGAGAGGGAGCGUAAUCAGCAGUUGGAGCAAAAAGCAUUGUUUUCAGAAAAGCAUAAUGUUGAGCAUAAGGAUGGAAGAUUAAAACAGUUGACAGACCAGCCUGUUCAAUCAGAUGUAACUGCUGAGAAAUCUGAAAGGUGCUGUGCAGAGAAUGGAAUUUGCUCUCAUGAAGUUCUUCGAAAUGGGGAACCUGACUGUGAUACCAAUGUUCUCCCACGCAAAAUGAUGAGAAAGGCUUCAUUUAAGUUAUCAUGGUGUUGCAAAGGAGAAAAAAGUAAUCAGCAUAAACAUGAUAUUGUCUCCUUUGAAAAGGGGAAUAUAACUACUGCAGAACGCAGCAGUAAACAGAUUUCUUUGAAGUGGGAAUCUCCCCCCCAAACAGUACUUAUUUUGACAAAACCAAAUUCAGCUGCAGUUCGAAUGCUGUGCUUGGAAAUGGUUAGAUGGUUGAAGGAGCAGAAAAAUUUGAACAUUUUUGUUGAACCACGAGUAAGAGCUGAACUUUUAUCAGAGUUAUCGUACUACAACUUUGUACAGACAUGGGAGGAUGACGAGGAAAUUCCGCUUCUGCACACCAAAGUUGAUCUUGUUGUUACUCUUGGUGGAGAUGGGACUGUCCUUUGGGCAGCAUCAAUGUUCAAAGGCCCUGUUCCACCAGUUGUUUCAUUUUCUUUAGGCUCUCUGGGCUUCAUGACCCCUUUCUAUAGCGAACAUUAUAGGCAAUACUUAAGUUCAAUUCUUCGAGGUCCCAUUAACAUCACAUUAAGGCAUCGACUGCAAUGCCAUGUGAUCCGAGAUACUGCUAAAAAUGAAUUUGAAACAGAAGGGCCUAUGCUUGUUCUCAAUGAGGUUACGAUUGACCGUGGGAUUUCAUCAUUUCUCACAAACCUAGAAUGUUAUUGUGACAACUCAUUUGUCACCUGUGUACAAGGGGAUGGUUUAAUUUUGUCUACAACAUCUGGAAGCACUGCCUAUUCACUUGCAGCAGGAGGGUCUAUGGUUCAUCCUCAGGUACCUGGCAUCCUGUUCACACCAAUCUGCCCGCAUUCCCUAUCCUUCAGGCCUCUGAUCUUACCUGAGCACGUGACCAUUCGAGUGGUGGUGCCAUUCAAUAGCAGGGGCCAUGCUUGGGCAUCAUUUGAUGGCAAAGACAGAAAACGACUGGCACCCGGUGAUGCACUUAUCUGUAGCAUGGCGCCUUGGCCGGUCCCAACUGCUUGUCAAGUUGAUUCAACCACUGACUUCUUACGCAGCAUCCAUGACGGCCUCCAUUGGAACCUGAGGAAGACUCAAUCUUUUGAUGGCCCUCGGGAAUCUCUUUGAAGUGCGCUGUACGCAGAAAAUUGGUAGUAUUAUCUGACAUGACUCCGUCAGACUAUCCUCUUAUAUAUAUAGUGUAAACAGGAGCAUAACAAUAGUAAAAGAAAAUGAAGUUAAUUUGUAGUAGCCUAGCUAUGAAGUUAUUACAUAGCUAUGCCAUUCUGCACCUUCCUUGCCUUAGCAUAAUUAAUAUUUGUAAAAGUUUUUACAUCUUUUUGGUUUGGGUGUGUAGAAAUAGAUUGGAGCAAGACUAAAUUAUUUACUGUACUUUUUAACAAGUGAAAUAGGGAAUUUUUACAGUGCUGAA